Saprolegnia diclina VS20 is the source of this 357-nucleotide messenger RNA. RefSeq lists its product as hypothetical. Lineage: Eukaryota; Oomycota; Saprolegniomycetes; Saprolegniales; Saprolegniaceae. Gene Ontology annotation, molecular function: cellulose binding. The record is from RefSeq and is a predicted model, not a curated record. Gene Ontology annotation, cellular component: extracellular region. Gene Ontology annotation, biological process: carbohydrate metabolic process. The coding region runs from base 1 to 357 and encodes 118 amino acids. The transcript is spliced from 2 exons.
AUGAACCGAGUGACGAGCCGAGUGAUGAGCCUUCGGAUGAACCGACCCAGCGAUGAGCCCAGCGAUGAGCCAUCGAACGAGCCCAGCGAUGAGCCCAGCGAUGAGCCAUCGAGCGAGCCCAGCGAUGAGCCCUCUGACGAGCCUUCGGACAAGCCUACCGACGUCCCGACCGACAAGCCAAGCACGGCCCCCACUAGCACGCCGACGUCGCAGCCGUCCUCGGGCCAAAAGGCCAAGUGGGAACAGUGCGGCGGAAAGGACUACACUGGUAACAAGGACUGUGUCCAGGGUACGGUGUGCCACAAGUUUGACGCGUGGUACUCGCAGUGCCUCCCUACCCAGCGCAGCGGCUGGUAG